Sarcophilus harrisii (Tasmanian devil) is the source of this 2018-nucleotide messenger RNA. It is a transcript of the gene TMEM143, whose product is annotated as transmembrane protein 143. The coding region runs from base 110 to 1675 and encodes 521 amino acids. Lineage: Eukaryota; Metazoa; Chordata; Mammalia; Dasyuromorphia; Dasyuridae. The record is from RefSeq and is a predicted model, not a curated record. Gene Ontology annotation, cellular component: mitochondrion. The transcript is spliced from 6 exons.
GAGGAGGGCGCGACUUGGGGCCUCGCCCUCCCCGAGCCUCCCCGGCUUUGGCCUGUGGCGCCUGCGCUGCCAGUCUGCCUUUCCUCCCCCCUCAGGGCGUGGGCCCAGCAUGCUCCGCAUCGUCCGAACAGCCUGCGGGGCCGGGGGGCGGGGCUGCCUGCGGCCCGCGCCGGGGCCCUGCGGCCCCGGGGCCGCCUCCCGGCCCCAUUCCUCCCUGACCACCAAGAUGGGGGAGUAUCGGAAGAUGUGGAACCCCACGGAGCCCCGGAACUGGGCCCAGCAGUACCAGGAGCGCUUCAUCCCCUUCUCCAAGGACCAGCUGCUGCAGCUCCUCCUGCAGGUCACCCGGGGAACUACAAGUUCCGGCCGCUCCCAGGCUGUAAACACGCUUUCCCCCUCCCUGGGGCUGGAGUGCCCCCCAGAGGAUGCUGGGAGUUGUGGUUCCCAGCUCAUGCUGAGGAAUUUCUGCCAGAAAACUACAGCUCCCGGCAUGCUCUGGGGCAGUACUCCCUCCCUCCUCACCCUUCCCUCUUGCUGCGAGGGGCGGAAAACUCUAGAGUUUCACUCGGGGCCCUCGGCCAAGGCUGCGCUCCUGGAGUUUGCGGCCCAGGUGGACUUGUGCACCCUGUAUCAGUAUAACUGCACCCUGACCCAGCUGCAGGCACUGUACAGCCCCAUCAACCCUGACCGCGAGACUCUGGAGCAGCCCUCCCUCACGGACCCUCAGCGUCCCAGCAGGCAGGGGUCCCUGCGGGCCCCUGGAGCCGCUGCCAGGCCAGCACCCGCUUGGAGGGGCCCCUUUGGCCUCGCCCUGGUGGUCCAUCACCCGCAAGACGAGGUCCAGGUGAGCAUCAACCUGGACCACUACGCUUACAUGCAGUUCUGGGCCCUGGGCCAGCGAGUGGGGCGGCUUCCCCGCAAGUCCAUAGUGGGCUCUGAACGGGGCUUCUUCACCAAGUCCCCUCCCGCUGAGCGGCGCUACUUUAAGCGGGUGGUGGUGGCGGCCCGCACCAAGCGGGGGCACCUGGUGCUCAAGAGCUUCAAGGACACACCCCUGGAGGGGCUGGAGCAGCUGCUGCCCGAGCUGAAGGUGCGGACGCCCCCCCUGCAGCGGGCCCUGCUCAACCUGAUGCUGCUGGCCUCCGGCCUGGUGUUCUUCGUCAAUGUGGGCAUGGUGGUGCUCUCCGACCUCAAGGUGGCCACCUCCCUGCUGCUUCUGUUCUUCACCAUCUUCAUGGCGCGGCGAGCCUCCAAGAUGUUCAGCCAGCGGCGGAACCUCCAGGCCCUGGAGCUGGCGCACAUGCUCUACUUCAGGAGCACGUCCAACAACUCGGAGCUGAUCACGGCCCUGGUGCGGCGGGCCCAGGAGGAGCACGCCAAGGAGGUGCUGCUGGCCCACAGCUUCAUGGGGCGCCGGGGCCCGGGGCCCCCCGAGGGUGAGCUGCGCCCCCCGCCCCGCCCCGGCUCCCCGGGCCCCCGCCCCCCUCCCCCAGAGAGCGCCAAGUGGCUGCAGGACUCGGUGGAAGCCUGGCUCCUGGCCCGCACGGGCUGCGAAGUGACCUUCAACGGGGCCCGGGCCCUCGGGCACCUGGAAGCCCUGACCCAGAGCCCCUCCCCGGGCGCCCCGCGGCAGAGACCCCCCGGGCCUCCCCGGAGGCCGCCGAGCGCCGAGUGAGGCCGUCCCGGGGCCGCCGCCCAGCCUGGGCCGAUGCUACCUCCGGCUCCCCCCGUGCAACAGCCGUCCCUGCGCCCGUGGCCGCCGUGGCCGCCGCUGCCGCCCAAAGAAGUGAGGCCUGGUUCCCCCGGGCCUCCGGAACCUCCCGCUGCGCCCUCUCCCGGCCGCGCCGGGGCCCCUUCCCCGCUGGCCCCCCAUCCCCCUCCCAGCCAGCGCGCCAGGACCGCGUUCUCUGAUUGGGCAGAGCCGGCCACGCCCCCUCCCCCCACCUUAGACUGAGGCUGCGGGAGCUGGGGGAGUAAGCAUUUAUAGAGCGCCUGCUGUGUGCAGGCUAAGCACUUGA